Enterospora canceri is the source of this 825-nucleotide messenger RNA. Lineage: Eukaryota; Fungi; Microsporidia; Enterocytozoonidae. The record is from the annotation of a GenBank genome assembly.
AUGAUCCUAGUUUACCUAAUUCCACUUAUCCAAUGCGUUGAGUCCUGCACUGAUCAACACACUUCACCCAAUCCAGUGACAGGGUCUCAAAGUGAACCUGACACAUUUGCGCUUUCUUACAGAGAUGGUGCCUCUUUUAACUUUGAAUCAAAAAUCCACAACCUAAAAGAGGUUAUUGAUGUUACCUUUGGACAUGCCGUUGGUAUAUUUACGAAGAUGUUUGACGAACUGGCAAGACACAAUCAUCAACAGAAUAACCAACCAGAAUCAAAUGUGCAAUUAGUAGCUCAAUGUACUGAAUUGGAGAGGAAAAUCUCGAAUAUCGAAGAAGUGCUCAGUAGAGUUCUCAAUGUUGAUAAAUCCAAGGAAGAAAAUGAGCAAUUUGAAAAUAACAGUGGAAUUGAAACAACAAGUGGUGUUGAUGAGUUAAAUGGAAACAGCCUGAGUAAAAGUGAAGAUCGCCACUCUGACAGAAGUCUGAAUGACCUUGAUAACAUCCCAAAUAGCCCAAAACCAAACACAUUUGUACCGAAUAUUUGUGAAACAAAUAUUGAUCAAGACAAAAAUGUUGAAUCCAAUCGGAAUACAAAGGCACCUAAGGAUGAAACAAGUGAGGAAAACAAUGAGGAAAAGGUGGAUCCGCCUAAAACAACCAUUGCUGUACCAGAGGAUACAAAACAGGUUGUAGAAGUUAUUGAUGAGGAAGUUGUCAUUGCAGUGGUACCUGUUACCAUAACAAAUAUUCAUUCAAAUGACGUGAAAACCAAAACAGCUACUACAACAGUAUGUCUGAGUAAUUCCCCUAAUCCAGUGGUAUCAGAAUAA